This is a messenger RNA of Lolium perenne, 984 nucleotides long. Lineage: Eukaryota; Viridiplantae; Streptophyta; Magnoliopsida; Poales; Poaceae. The record is from RefSeq and is a predicted model, not a curated record.
AUGAUUCGUAGUGUUGGAGAAGAUGAGGAAUCUAGUUUGGAGGGGGAUAGUUCUCUAUAUGUCAGCGUUCCUCCCAAAGAUGUCCCAAUUGAUGGAAAAGAUGACAAUGAUGAUAGUAUUGAGAUUGAAGGUAUGGGUGAAGACGAUCCCAACGGUGAGGACGAUGCCGACAAUGAGGAUGGGGGUGACGACAGUGAUGAUGUUGAAUAUGGUGAAGAUGAUAAUAUCCUAAUAGCUCCCGAACAUUUUCAAGAUACGUCGGAUGACAACCCUGAAGAAAGAAAUUCUUCCAUUCCUGUAGAAUCCCGUACCGAAGAAAAUAUAGAUCCAGAAGAUGAAGACAAUGACCUGAUGAAUCCUAAGGCUUUUUCCAUAGAUCCUAAAUCCCUCGCUGAUGAUACAAGUGAUACGGCGGAGUCGAUCCAUGAUGACGAUGCUGAUCGCGCUGCCUUUGUUGAUGCAGCUGCGGAGAAGGCCGACGUGCUACCCUCAAAGAGAUCGUCUGGCGGCUUUGCCGAUGAAGAUGAUCUUUUUGAUUUUGACGAGGGUUUCAUAGAACCUCCACCAAAGAAGGCCAAGACGAGCUCCAGCAAGCCAGCCCCGGCAGCCUCGGAGGCUUCGGCUCCUGCUACAGCCCCAACAACUCAAGUCUCAACAGCUUCUUCCCUUUUCAAAGGGAAGGAGAUUCCUUCGACUGCCGCGGUUACAGUUUCUCCUCCUGGUAAACCUGAUUUUCGAGCGGUCAUUUCUUCCCUGGAGGUCUUCGCUUCUCAAUUUUCUUCUCUUGAAGCUGAUAAAGUUCGGCUGCAAAAGGAAGUUGAGUCUGCUUCUUCAAAGCUUGAAAAUGCAAUUAAAAUGGCUGUCGAAGCCCGCAAAAAUGCCGAUUCUUUGAGGGAGAAACUUGAGAAGCUGAAGAACAAGCUGAAGGACGAAGAAACUUCGAAGCUUGCUGCCGAAGCUCAAAGGAAUGAGAAGGAUGAUUGA